AUGUAUGUGCCUGUCUGCAAGGGGGUCAGAGAACAAGUUUCCUCCUGGAAGAGGUGCCUGGUGGAACAACUGACAAGGUUUAUGCCGACCUCUGUGCCCGAAUGAAUGAUCCUCUCAGUUGAUGCCUUGAACAUCUCUGGAGCCUCCUGUGGGCAAUUGGUGUUUCCAGGGGCUUCGGUGGAGCGGGUGCACACUUUGUCUCCAGGCUCAGACUUAUCCUUCCCUCCAUAGUGCAGGGCAUUUCCAGCUGCUCAGGGAGUGGAUGAAGCCCCUGCUACAGGCACAUUAAGAGCGGAGCUGAAAAAAUACUGGAGUGAAAAGAUAAUGGAGAUCUACAACUACUCCGGAUAUGACUAUGACUACGGAAAUGUUUCUGAUAUCGAUUACAGCUCGUAUAGCUUGGGGCCUAGCUCAUUGCACAACACAGAGGAAAUUAUUAGGAUCCUUUCAGUUGUAAUCUAUAGUGUCACCUGCCUGCUGGGGAUCGUGGGGAAUGGUCUGGUCAUUGCAAUCAUAAUUUUCAAGAUGAAGAAGUCUGUCAAUGCCAUUUGGUUUCUUAACCUGGCAGCUGCUGACUUUCUCUUCAGCGUCUUCCUGCCCUUAAAUAUUGCUUACACAGCUAUGAAGUACAACUGGAUAUUUGGCACAGCCAUGUGCAAGCUGAGCUCCUACCUCUUGAACCUCAACAUGUACACCAGUGUGUUUUUGCUAACCAUGAUCAGCAUCGACCGCUACCUCUUAGUGUUUUUCCCUAUCUGGUCCCAAAACCAUCGAACCCCGAAGCUGGCGUGUCUGGUUUGCUUCAUCAUCUGGACAAUCAGCUUCAUGAUGAGUUCCCCGUCCCUGAUUUUCCGGGACACUGAGCAUGUCGGCCAAAAUGUGGUUUGUUUUAGCAACUUCUCUUUGUCCAGUAAUAAGUCUUAUCACUCUCUGGGUGUGAUGAGGCACAAGAUGGUGACUGUCACUAGGUUUCUGGCAGGGUUCGUCAUUCCCAUCACCAUCAUCACACUCUGUUAUAUCCGCAUUGUCUGCAAGCUGAAAAACAGCCGCCUCGCCAAAUCCAAAAAGCCCUUCAAGAUCAUUGUCACCAUCAUUGUGACUUUCUUCCUCUGCUGGAGCCCCUACCAUAUCCUGCACUUCCUGGAAAUGCAGCCCCACAAAACCUCCUUGUCAGUAUUAGAAGUUGGCAUCCCCAUCACCACGGCACUUGCUACUUUUAACAGCUGCAUGAAUCCUGUCCUUUAUGUCUUCAUGGGCCAGGACUUUAAAAAAUUCAAGAUAAGUGUCUUCUCCAGACUGGUGAAUGCCAUAAGUGAAGACACUGCUCACUCCAGUCUUGUUCACAGGAGCUUCUCUAAGACGGUUUCGAUGACUGAGAAGGAGACUAUACUGCUCUAGUCCCUACCUCAGAUGCUUUUGGCACCCAAAACACAGACUCUUUUCAGUAUUUCGUAGGGGAAGAGGCAACUGCACUGAGAUCUAGGAGUGUGUCCUGAGCUCUGGUUUCAGAAGACAUUUCAGGGGACCUUAAGAAAGUGCCUGUAUUUUCUUGAUGUAAUCUGUGUAUUAACUCGAUUUUGUGGCCUUACUGCAUCUGAUACAGUGCCAUAAAUUUUCAGUAGAGAUCCUCUAGUUUGGAGAGCCAGCAAAUCAAUGCCCUUGGUCAUGAAAAAUUGGACAAACCACUGGGUAUUUUAUAUGCACUCAGUGCUUAUGAUGGAAGGUCUUCACGUGCCUUUUCCUCCUCCUUCCACACUUUCUUUCUUAUGCCUCCCAAACUGCUUGAGAGAAGGAGAUCGUUACCUUAAGUCAGACCGAGUCCAAACCUCGGAUAAGGAUUUGGAAUUUGGACCUUUGUGGUCAAGACGCCUUUCCACCUUGCAUAUUGCUGACUGCUGGACUAGUUCAUUCAGUCAGUCUCUUGCCCAAAUCAAAGCCUUAAAAACUGUCCAUCCUUGCACUUCACUCUGUGCUCCUGGUGAUUGCACACAUGCACACACAGUCAUGUACAUGUAUAAAUCUCACUUCGUGCCAGCAACUGCACAGUCUAUAAAUUGCAGCCCUGGUUGAGACAAUACCAUCUUAAAUGACUAGACAACCAGGUCAUGCUGAAGUUUAUGGAGUCCAAGGAAACCACAGAGACUUAUGACCAAGAGAGAGAAACAUGCAGAGCAGGGAAGCCGGGAUUGCUUCUUAAAAUAUAUGUUGGGGAGAAGACCGUGACUUGUAAUGCUUUACUUUGAGAUCAUCUUUUGAAUGCCCAUCACACCCGGUGGGCUGAAAGGAUGAUUAUCCUAUAAUUGUAAUACAUACUGCUUAUCCUGGGGGGGAAAUCAUGUUAGACAUUGUAUAUAGUGAUGCAUAUAGCCACUUAACCAGCCUCUUAAAGGCACAUAAUAUAUUGGUAGCAGCACAACAGGGUUUUCAGCUGUCUGCAAACACUCCCUACUCACCGAAGCAGAGCAGGUAAAGAAAAAAGAACAAAAGCUGGACGGCCGCAGCAUGGGGGUUAGCAUCCGUUCUUAUGACACCAUGCACGUGUUUCUGGUACACUGAUUUCCAGUGCUGCUGCCUGAUUUCUCCUUCGAUGGAAGCCAGCACAGCACAUGGCAACCCUAGUCAGGAAUAAAGUAUCUAAUUAAAAUGAGCCCAAAUGAAAAUCCCAUUAGGGGAGACACUACAUGGUCAUGUUAGAAACGGCAUAUGGUUUUAUUGAAAUGCCUCUAAAAGCCUAAAACAUUUAAUGCCGAAUUAAUCCCCUUCCUGCAGUCUUUUGAAUUUGCUAUUAAUUCUGAGGAACAGAAAACAAAAUCUCCCUAAGGUGCCUGGGCCAUUGUACGAUGCGAAACAAAUUUGCCUCUUGACCCCUGCAGCAAUUGGCUUAAGCUCAGAGGCAGGGGAUUAGUUUUCAAAGUAGGGGUGGACAGCCCUGAUCAGAAGGGUUUAGCUGUAAUGGGUGAGAAUCUCGGAUCGAGCGAUGGAAGCGGGCAGACAGAAAUAUGCGCAGGAUUCCAGAUGUCAUCGCAUUUUUUAAAUUGAAAUGAUAGCUUAUUGGCACCAGCAGGCAGUAUAAAGGCUCUUAGAAAGGAGAAAUCUCUUGACCGGACAAAUCAGCUGCCUAAGAGCUGUAUCCUCGAUGUGUUUUAAUCUAUAAAUAGGAUC
Alligator sinensis (Chinese alligator) is the source of this 3162-nucleotide messenger RNA. It is a transcript of the gene CMKLR1, whose product is annotated as chemerin chemokine-like receptor 1. The coding region runs from base 325 to 1398 and encodes 357 amino acids. The transcript has 4 exons. NCBI's taxonomy places the organism in Eukaryota, Metazoa, Chordata, Crocodylia, Alligatoridae. The record is from RefSeq and is a predicted model, not a curated record. Gene Ontology annotation, molecular function: G protein-coupled receptor activity; complement receptor activity. Gene Ontology annotation, cellular component: plasma membrane. Gene Ontology annotation, biological process: regulation of calcium-mediated signaling; positive regulation of macrophage chemotaxis; chemotaxis.